Pollicipes pollicipes is the source of this 1155-nucleotide messenger RNA. Its product is annotated as chorion peroxidase-like. Gene Ontology annotation, molecular function: heme binding; peroxidase activity. The record is from RefSeq and is a predicted model, not a curated record. NCBI's taxonomy places the organism in Eukaryota, Metazoa, Arthropoda, Thecostraca, Pollicipedomorpha, Pollicipedidae. The transcript has 6 exons. Bases 1 to 1155 code for a protein of 384 amino acids. Gene Ontology annotation, biological process: response to oxidative stress.
AUGGCUGGCCAGCCGCUGCUCCGCCUGCUGCCCAGUCGCCAGGCGGUGACUCGCAGCGAGGACGUGCCCGACGCCCGCUUCACGCUCUCCGUGAUGCAGUGGGGCCAGUUCGUCGACCACGACCUGAUGCUGACGCCGCACUUCUCGCUGGACGGCGGCGCCGGCAUCGCCUGCUGCACGGACGCCGGACUGCCGCUGCCGGCGCAGCAGCUGCACCCAGCACAGCAGAACGUCCUCUCCCACUUCCUGGACGGCUCGAACGUGUACGGUUCGGAAGAGGCGCACCAGCGCCACCUGCGCCAGCUAGGCGGCGGCUGGCUGCGUACUCAGCCGGGCAGCCUGCUGCCGGCCGACUCCCAGGGCGGCGGCUGCAUCAACGCCACCACCGUCUGCUUCGAGGCGGGCGAUGUGCGCGUCAACGAGCAGAUCAGCCUGACGGUGACGCACACCAUCUGGAUGCGCCAGCACAACCGCGUGGCGUCGGCGCUGGCGGCGCGGCACACAACCUGGGACGACGAGCGGCUCUUCCAGGAGGCGCGGCGCAUUGUCGUCGCCCAGAUGCAGCACAUCACCUACAACGAAUGGCUGCCGACGCUGCUCGACGCCGACUUCCUAACCCGCAACGAGUUGCUGCCGGGCACCGGCACUGCCCACUCGGAGAAGUACAUGUCGACGCUGAACCCGUCCAUCAGCAACGAGUUCGCCACGGCCGCGUUCCGCUUCGGCCACAGCAUGGUGUCCGGCACGCUCAAAAUGUUCAGCGCGCUGGGCGGCAGCGCGACCAGCCAGGCGCAGGCGCUGGACGGCUACUUCGCCGAGGACCUCACCGAACACCUGUUCCAGGGCGACGGCGACGCGUACGGGCUCGACCUGGUGGCGCUUAAUAUCCAGCGCGGCCGCGACCACGGCCUGGCCACGUACAACGACCGCUGGGAGGACCUGAGCUCCGACCUGCCCGAUGAGGCGAUCACCGCCCUGCGCGCCGCCUACGGACACGUCGACGACGUGGACAUCUGGGCGCGCGUGCUCUGCGACAACGUGGACGGCAUCACGCGCGUUCAGCCGCUGGCCUUCCGCGUGGCCGACACCGCCGCCAACGCCGUCACCGACUGCGACAGCCGGGCCAUCCCGACCGUCGACCUCAGCCAGUGGUAG